GUCCGCUAAUUUUGAACUGAAGAUAUCAAUUUUUUGAUUAUAUUUUGGAAAAUACGGCAACACGGUAGACUAUAUCAGAUACUCCAAGAUGGAACCUAGAGAUGAUUGUGUCACUGUUGGGACGUAUAUCUUCCGGGGAGUUGAAUAUGUUGUCACAAUGAAUGUCACCAAUGGGAACUCUCUAAUUGUGGAGGUAGAAGACAGACUGGCAGCUGACCAAUGGAGAGGAACAUUUGAUGCUGCAUACAUAGAGGACUUAACUCACAAGACGGGAAAUUUCAAGCAGUUUCCAAUUUUUAUCAACAUGUUGGAAUCUGCAGUGACCCAGACAUCUGACUCUGUGUCAUUAGACCUUUUAACCUACGCUGACCUUGAAUCACUACGCAGCAAGAAACCUGGGGUGACAUCUAAAGUUCAAGCAGGCAAAACACAGGCGCUCAACACUAAACGCUACCUCAUACUCACAUAUUCUGUAGAAUUUGAUAGGAUACACUAUCCAUUGCCUUUACCAUAUAUGGGAAAGCCAGACCCCAAAUCCUUACAGGAGACAAUAAGAGAUUUGAGAGCAGAAAUCAAAUCCCUAAAGCAGCACAGUAGUAGUGACUACAGAUUACGAGAACUGGAUAAAUAUAGGAAAGACUAUGAGUUGGUGCUACAAGAAAAAGAAGACCUGGAGGCGGAUUUUUUAAAGUUCCGUCGUGAGCUGAAAAACACAACUACAGGAAAUGCCGCUAAAGAAAUAAGAAUUUUAAAAAAUGUGAUCAAGAAUUUGGAAGAAGACUUGCUAAAGGAGAAGACUAAACACCAGCGAUCCAGCAGUAAAAGAAGCCAGGAAUACAGGAGUUUAUUAGAAGAGGUAGAAGAAUUACGAGCUGCUGAAAGAAACUUGCGUGUACGAGUGAAGAGUCUUACAAAUGAACUUGCUCUUUAUAAAAGGCGUGGUCCUCGAACUCCAAUCACUGGCAGCCAACAGCAUGCAUCUCGGCCCAGGGAGCGCUCACUUUCACAAGAUAGGCCCCAAUCUAGAGAGAGAUCUUGGUCCAGGGACAGAAGUAGAUUGUAUAACAGAGACGGGUCUGGGUCUAGAGAGAGGCGUGGAUUAACAGACAGCCAAGAGAGACGUGGGAGAAUGUAUGGUUCAGGUGAUAGAUUGGGAUCUCAACCACUCUCAGGAUCAAGAGAAAGAACAAGCUCUCAGAAUAGAAGGUUUAGGGAGAGAUCUGGUUCAAGGGACCGACUAUCAUUUGGUGACAGGCGACCCUCACCCCGCCCAUCGCCUGCAUUGUCGGCAGCAGGAGCACGCAAUCCUCGGUUUGACCCUACAGCUUUUAUCAGGGAAAAAGAAAGGAAAAGAAAGGAAAGUGAACUUAAAAGUAAACGUAAUACCAGAUACAGAUUAAGUGGCAGCACUGAGAAAAAGCAAAGAACUGCAUAUGGUCGCAAGCGUACAUCUUCAAUAGAAAGUGCCCAGAGUUUGCAUUCCUCACAAGAAUCUCUAACAGACAUUGGGGUCCUAUCGGACGCCUCUGAGAAACGCUUGAGGGACAUCAAUGGUAUCACAAAGACUGGGAGAAGGUCCACCUCUACAUACUGGGACAGUCCCAACAUACCAAUCAAAAACAGAGGAAAUGCUAGAUCAAAAUUAUAUUCCAGUACUCCUGAUUCUAUAAAACCAAAUAGGAAAACCAGGCAUUCAUCUAGAGAUAAAGAGAACUAUCCAUCAGAUGUACCUGAUAGUGAUUUCUUUGACCGCUCCAAUGAGAUGACUGAGAUAGAUGCACGACUGAAUAGACUACAACAAUUCAUGAAGACAAAUAUGCCAACUUGAUAUCAUACAGGGACCACACUGUCAGUUCAAAAUGUCAGUUAUUGUGAAAUAACUUAACUUACCCCCUACUGCACUGCUUAAAGCUAGGGGCACUAUUAUUUCAACAUUAUGGAAAUUCCAGUGCCCUUUUCUGUGUUUUAUAGAAGGGCCUCUUUGAAAUUAACUUUGCAUAAAAAACAUUGAUAUGUUCCCUAUCCUUUUACUCAGGAUGUGACUCCAUAUAUGGUUACAAUAAUGCCUAAGGCAGUAAGGAGAUGAUUAUGUCCAUAUAUGGUAGCAA
Molecule: messenger RNA, 2108 nt
Organism: Owenia fusiformis
Lineage: Eukaryota; Metazoa; Annelida; Polychaeta; Sabellida; Oweniidae
Source: the annotation of a GenBank genome assembly